AUGAAGAUCAAGUACACUUCCCUGGUCGCCCUCCUUGCCAGCGCCCUCCCAUUCCUCGUAUCCGCCAUCGUCCCUCCGGGAGCUAGCACACCGCUCUUCUAUCUCGUCUCAUCCACUUCCGUCUCACCUGGUACCUUGAACCUCCUCCCCGUCCUCCUAAACGGCGCACUUUACGGCUCCUCCUCCCCAGCCCUCUUCUACUUCUCCCAAGGCUCCCUCUACGCCCUCUCCUCACCCACUUCAACCUCCCCCUACCGCGUCUACAUCAACUCCGUCCCCGAGCCGACUUGUACAACCUCCGGCGCGCUCUCCUUUACACAGAGCGGGAGCACGACGAACAAAUGUGCAGAGUUUUCGGGGUUCCGGAUACAGAGUGAUACGGAGAAUAGUCAGCUGGGUGCACAGUUGGUGGUUAAUUUCCAGGGGGCUUUCUAUGCUUGUCAGGGAAAUAAUUGGAACGGGACUGAUGGUGUUAUUGUCAAUGACACCGGUAUUGCGAGCGGCUACGUCGUCGCGCUUCAUUUCAUUUCAUGA
Laccaria bicolor S238N-H82 is the source of this 534-nucleotide messenger RNA. RefSeq lists its product as uncharacterized. The record is from RefSeq and is a predicted model, not a curated record. Bases 1 to 534 code for a protein of 177 amino acids. The transcript is spliced from 4 exons. Lineage: Eukaryota; Fungi; Basidiomycota; Agaricomycetes; Agaricales; Hydnangiaceae.